GUUUCAAUCCCACUCUCUUUACUCCGUCCCUUCUUCUGUUCUGUUCUCUUCUGUUCUCUACUUAAACAAACCGCGUCCCCUCCCCCUUCGAUCUCUCGCCCUCCAGAUUCCGGCGCCAUGCCCGACGGCCUACUCGUCCGGCGCUUCGAUUCCUGAGAUCUAAUCGAGCCCCCGUGUUUUCCUCGCCGAUUGGUUGUGCGCUGUUGAGAAAUUCCGUCGGAAGUCUAAUAUUCCCGUCCUGUCGCCGGAAUAUUGAAUCUUCGCCGGAGAGUCUCUUGCUUCAACUUCGGCUUUGAUUGCUUCGGCAGGUUCGCCUUGCCGAAAAUUUCAAGGAUUAAGCUCUGUUCGUCAUCAUUUAUUGGUUUUCAUGCCACAAUAUGGUCAUAUUGGUUUGAUUUGUUAUGUUGAUGGAUAGAAUUAAUAGAUGGAAAAUGAUGGCGCACAAGGAUCGCAAUCUGUUGUCAGGUUAUUGGGAGCCUGUUCGAUAUUAGGAGUGGUCUGAUAUAGCCAUUUGCAACUUAUGAUCAUUCUUCUCCGGAAAAUUUGUGUGAAUUUUUUCUUUGGGUUAUAAUCCGAAGAUUUGUCAAAAAUGAUUUCAGAAACUGGUAGGUCAAAAAAAUUGUUACGUGAUUCCUCCUUGACAUACAGAUAUUACUUGGAUAAUUUGUCAGAGAGAGAAAGGUUGGAGGGAGGAUUUUAUGAUGAUCGCUAUAAAUUUGGAUCAAAUGAUUCUCUCCUCCCUGGUCUCUGUGAUGAUGUUGCAUUGAAUUGCCUUGCUCGGGCUUGUAGGUCAGAUUAUGCGUCUUUAUCUUGUCUCAAUACAAGGUUUAAUUCACUAAUCAAAAGUGGGCUUCUCUACGACUUGCGGAGGAAGAUGAGAAUUGUGGAAAAUUGGGUGUACUUGGUUUGCGACCCUAGAGGGUGGGAGGCUUUUGACCCCAUGAGAAAGAGGUGGAUGAGAUUGCCUAAGAUCCCUUGUGAUGAGUGCUUCAACCAUGCAGACAAGGAAUCCUUGGCUGUUGGAAGUGAAUUGCUGGUCUUCGGCCGGGAAUUUUUGGAUUUCGCUAUUUGGAAGUAUAGUUUGAUUCAUCGCAGUUGGAUCAAGUGUGAUGAAAUGAAUUUCCCUCGAUGUUUGUUUGCAUCAGGUAGCUUUGGUUCCAUUGCUAUUGUUGCAGGAGGGAGUGAUAAGAAUGGAAAUGUGUUGAAAUCGGCAGAGCUGUAUGUUUCUACCUCGGGCAAAUGGGAAUUGUUGCCCAACAUGCACUCCCCACGCAGAUUGUGCUCUGGAUUUUUUAUGGAUGAAAAAUUCUAUGUGAUAGGUGGGAUGUCAAGUCCCACUGUUUCAUUGAAUUGUGGGGAGGAGUUGGAUCUUAAGACCAGGCAAUGGAGGAGAAUUGAGGGCAUGUAUCCUAUUGUCAAUAAGGCUGCGCAGGCACCUCCUCUUGUCGCAGUUGUUGAUAACCAGCUAUAUGCAGUUGAGCAUUUAACCAACAUGGUGAUGAAGUACAACAAAGAAAAUAACUCCUGGGCGGUCUUGGGAAGGCUACCGGUCAGGGCUGAUUCUUCAAAUGGGUGGGGUCUGGCUUUUAAGGCUUGUGGAGACGAACUUCUGGUUGUGGGAGGGCAAAGGGCUCCAGAAGGCGAAGCUAUAGUGUUGAACUCUUGGCAUCCGAAGUCUGGUGUCAAGGAUGGCACAUUGGACUGGAAGGUGCUCGGUCUGAAAGAGCAUGUAGGAGUGUUUGUCUAUAAUUGUGCUGUCAUGCGUUGUUGAGGAUUUCAUUUUUCAGAUUGACACAAUAUAAGAACAGGUACUCGCAAUCUGUCCUGCUGUUUUAGGUUGCUUCCCUGCACAUUUGUCUAAUUGACUUUGAAUUAAUCAUUGUUGAGAUAUCUUCUCUAUCAAUCUGCUUUCUUUCCUUUCUUCUCUGGAUAUCCUUGUAUUUUUCUUCUUUUUCAUCAUUCUGCAGUCUCUUUGCUCUUGAGAGUACUAAGUAGGGGACUCCUGGCCUUUCUUUCCCCUCUUCUUUUUAGAUUAAUUUUUAUAACUUCUUUUAUGAUCCACAAGAAACUUUUUCCAUACUAAUAAAUUGACAAAAGUUGUUUAAUGA
Molecule: messenger RNA, 2108 nt
Organism: Malania oleifera
Lineage: Eukaryota; Viridiplantae; Streptophyta; Magnoliopsida; Santalales; Ximeniaceae
Product: F-box/kelch-repeat protein At5g60570
Exons: 2
Coding region: 590-1771 (393 amino acids)
Cellular component (GO): nucleus
Molecular function (GO): protein binding
Source: RefSeq, a predicted model, not a curated record